AUGUCUGCAGGCGAGGCUGAGUGGCUUGUCACAGUCUGUCGGGGUGAUCACCUCAAGCCCAAGCUGCGAGAAAUUGUUCAACAGAGUGCUGCAGUUCUGAAACAUAGUCUGGGAGUUCUUGGAAAACACAGUGAUCUGGAGCUCAAUGUGAUAAACCAAGAUCUCAGUGCGAACUCUGAAGUGUUGGAUGUUUCUAGCAAACGGAGGAAGGUACAAGAUGGUGCAGAUAAUUGGAGCAAGAAGGGUGAUGGUCUGCCUUACACCUAUGAUAAUGGGCGUGGAGAAAAUGCAAACGUGAAGGUGAGGUUGGACAGGGCUGUGGCCUGUCCGGAGUGGCGGGAUUUGUUUGGUGAUGCUGUGCUUCACCACCUAGUGUCAUCACGUUCAGAUCACUGUCCACUUUUUCUGGAAAUUAGAAAGGAGAGCUGGGAACGACAUAAACCAAGGAUUUUUCGUUACGAAAUAAUGUGGGAGCGGCUUGAGUCCUUACCUUUGGAGAUCAAGAAUGCGUGGUGUACUGAUGCCAAUAGAGAGGGGUUGGGUGGCGUGGUUGCUGCCCUGAAACGUGUGCAAUGUGCUCUACGGUCUUGGAGUAAGCAGCAUUUUGGCAUGGUCACCAAGGAACUUGAGGAAUUGAGAGCAAGCCUAGAAGAAGCGAGAACGGACCCGUUAUGUAGCAAUCGUGAGAUUGGUAGCAGCUCAAGUUCAGAACAGGGUCGGGCGGUAUGGAAGAAGGUAUGGAGUGUUAAAGUCCCUUAUAAGGUUAAUGUUUUUAUCUGGAAAAUUGUCAACAAUGGUUUGCCUACUCGUGUCAAUAAGAAGCACCGUCAUCUUGAGCAGCAGGAUAUUUGUCAGCUGUGUGGUUCUCAAGGUGAAGAUGCCUACCAUGCGGUCAUCAGCUGCCCCCAUGCUGCUGCAGUCCGGGCGGCAAUGAGAGACCAUUGCUCUCUGCCUUCUGAGAAGGAUCUUAUUUGGUCUGGGCCAGAGUGGCUGCUACAGAUUGCUCUCAACUAUUGCAUGGAGGCAUUGACUAGCUUCUUUCUGCUUCUCUGGCAUACUUGGACCAUACGGAAGAAAAUUAUACAUGAGGGGGCUUCAGCUUGUAUUGGGAGCUCUGUCAUCUUUUUGAAUCGUUACAUGCACUCACUAUUCACUAUCCGGCAACAGGGAGACCCUCUAGAUAACAAAGGCAAACACAGUCUGAUACCGACUGAGUAA
This is a messenger RNA of Miscanthus lutarioriparius, 1218 nucleotides long. The record is from the annotation of a GenBank genome assembly. Lineage: Eukaryota; Viridiplantae; Streptophyta; Magnoliopsida; Poales; Poaceae.